Chlorocebus sabaeus (green monkey) is the source of this 2712-nucleotide messenger RNA. It is a transcript of the gene HUS1B, whose product is annotated as HUS1 checkpoint clamp component B. Gene Ontology annotation, cellular component: nucleolus; checkpoint clamp complex; site of double-strand break. Gene Ontology annotation, biological process: telomere maintenance; mitotic DNA replication checkpoint signaling; mitotic intra-S DNA damage checkpoint signaling. Lineage: Eukaryota; Metazoa; Chordata; Mammalia; Primates; Cercopithecidae. The record is from RefSeq and is a predicted model, not a curated record.
UUUUUAUAUAUAUACAAAAUAUCCUGAAAUUACUUUGCAAUUUAUGCAUUUCAUACAUUCAUGUAAAAAUUUGUGUUGAACACCAGUUGCAUGGCAGAUACUGUUCUAAAUGCUGGCUGUCCAGUGGUAUAUGGAACAAAUAAGAACUCCUCUAAUUUACAUAAUUGUGGUUAGAGCUAGAUAGCAAACAAAGAAGUGUAAGUAUGUACUAUAUCAGGGUGGUGAUAAUUCCCAGUAAAAUUCCAGGAAGAUUAUUUUUAGACUCUGACAAAAUAUUUUGAAGUUCAUCUGGAGCAGUAUCUGUGAGAGAAUGAGAGAAGUUCUGAAAGAUUGUCCUAUUCGAUAUUGAAAUAUAAUAUGGAAAUUAAAUCACUGGUACAGGUGCAAGAUAGGGCAGUGGGAGAAAAUAUAGAGAGGGCCAGGAAACAUUGAGGCAAAAAUGAGAAUUUUUUGUCUAAAAUAAAAUUGACAUUUCAGAUUAGUGGAGAAGUGGAUUGUUUAGUGAAUUGUGUGUAUCAGCUAGGUAUUCGGUACUGCAAGAUUUCAACUGAGUCAAACAACUAAGUCAUAAAAACAGAUAACAUUAAAGUACCAGAAACAGGACUUUGAAAGCAUGACCCUAGAAGUAGUAGAGAAAAGGUCAAUAGGUUUGACAUAAAAAAAGAUUCAAUAUUUCCCAAGAGCAAAGAGUACCAAAAACAGUGUGAAAAGUCACAUGAUAAACUGGGGAAGAUAUUUACAGUACAUGUAAUGGACAGAGGGUUAAUGUUCUUGCUAGAUAUCUUGAAAUCAAGAAAAAUAAACUCAAUAAAAACAUGUGAAGGCCAUAAAAUGGAAUUCACACACAGUGCAAGUUGAAUUUCUUUUUUUUUUUUUUUUUUUUUUUGCCUUCCAGAGUGCUACAGAUGAAACAGAUUGCUAAUACCCAGUGUUGCUGGUGGGCUAGUGUGUUCACGCAGCUUUCUGCAGACCAGUUUGAGAAUAUUUACUAGGAUUUUAAAAGUGCAUUCAUUGACCAGCACUUCACUUCUGAAUUUAACAAUUCAAGGAAAUACUUGGGUAAAUGGGCAAAACUAUUUUGUACAAAAAUAUUCAUUGUGUUCAUAAUAGCAAAAAAUUGGAAAUCAUCUGAAUGUCACUUGUGUUCUAACUCUAUACAUUGGAAAACUGAGCAGCCAUGAAAAUGAUGUAGAUUUGUUUCACCAACAUGGAGAGAUGCCUGUUACAUAUUUUACGUGUGAAGACGAGGUUGUAAAAUGUGUGCCUAGUAUGCUAUAAUUUCGUAAGACCCGUGGAACUGUAUCUUCAUGUACGAUUGAAGAUGGUGUCAGUGUGUAUGCCAUAGAGAUCAAAAGUGGUUAUUUAUCUGAGUGAUGACUUUGUCUUCAUAGUGGUGAGAAUACUGAGGAGUGUCAGCAGUGGAAUGCCUGCUCUUCUCAUAACCGGAGCGGAAACGGAAGCGUUUUGUGCGAGGGCUGGAGGGCAGGUGAGAACGGCGUGGGCGCGCCCUGCCGUGGCUCCAGGCCUGGGGCUGCGGAAGCCAGAACAGAGCCCGGAACCCGAGUGCCUGCCCUGCUCGGGCCCGGGGGGAGGGCGGGGAGGGCGGCGCCGGGGACCCCGGCGGACCGGAAGGACUUGUGGCACGCAGCAUCCCCCUCAGAGGCCCGGAGCUGCCUUCGCUGUGGCGCCAUGAAGUUUCGCGCCAAGAUCACCGGCAAGGGCCGUCUAGAGCUGUUCAUCCACGUCAGCGGCACCGUCGCGAGGCUGGCGAAGGUCUGCGUGCUCCGCGUGCGCCCUGACAGCCUGUGCUUCGGCCCCGCGGGCUUCCGCGGCCUCCGUGAGGCCGGGCUGUGGUGCGAGGCCGGGCUGUGGUGCGAGGUGCGGCGGGGGGCCUUCCAGCAGUUCCGCAUGGAAGGUGUCUCGGAAGACCUCGAUGAGAUCCAUCUGGAGCUCACGGCGGAGCACCUGUGCAGGGCGGCCAGAAGCGCCGCGGGCGCGUCCUCCCUGAAGCUGCAGCUGACCCACAGGCGCCGCCCCUGCCUCACGGUGGCGGUGGCGCUGGCCUCGUCCCUGGGCCGCGCUCGCAGCGUGGUGCACGAUCUGCCCGUGCAGGUGCUUCCCCGGAGGGCGUGGCGAGGCUGCCCGCCGCCCAGCCUGCGCGCCGCCGACGCGAGCAUCUACCUGCCGCGCUGGAGGACGCUGAGGAGCAUCGUGGAGAGAAUGGCGAACGUGGGCGAUCACGUGCUGGUGGAAGCAAACCGCAGGGGCAGGAUGACCCUGAGCAUAGAGACGGAGGUGGUGUCCAUUAAAAGUUACUUUAAAAAUCUUGGAAACCCUCCGGAGCCGGCUGGCGUGCCUCCACACGGAGACCUGGAGAGCAUGGCGCAAGUGCGGGUAGAUAAUCGGAAGCUCCUGCAGUUUUUGGAGGGACAGCAAAUAAAUCCCACGAUGGCCUUAUGCAAUAUUUGGGACAAUAGUCUUCUUCAGCUUGUUUUGGUUCAAGAAGAUGUGUCUCUCCAGUAUUUCAUUCCUGCUUUGUAAAAGUUCAGCCAGCGUAGAUUUCUUUUUUUUAAGCUUACGAUCUUUUCAAAACUGAAACAGACCCUGAGUUAAUUGGGUUGAAAGUUUGCACCUUCUCUGACUUACACAGGGCGUAUAUUUUGUGGAGCCCUUCCUCCUUUGCAAAAUUUAUAUUAAAGCAUUGAUAAAACA